AUGUCGAGGAGCUCCCGGGCGGUGCUGGCCGUCUCCGCGCUGUUCUCCGCCGCCACCGUGGUGGCCGUGCACGUCCAGCAGCGGCGGGAGCGGGAGAGGCUGCACAGUGGAGUUCUCAGAGAUCUUGAGCGUCAAAAUCAGAAAGAGGAGAAUAUUCGCCUGCUAGAAGAGCAGAUUGCUUUGACAAAGCAGCUUAUGGAGGAAAGAGACAAGGAGCUGAUGGAAAAAGGGUCCCAGCAGCCCUAGG
Gavia stellata (red-throated loon) is the source of this 247-nucleotide messenger RNA. RefSeq names its product protein PET117 homolog, mitochondrial. Lineage: Eukaryota; Metazoa; Chordata; Aves; Gaviiformes; Gaviidae. The record is from RefSeq and is a predicted model, not a curated record. Gene Ontology annotation, biological process: mitochondrial respiratory chain complex IV assembly. The coding region runs from base 1 to 246 and encodes 81 amino acids. The transcript is spliced from 2 exons. Gene Ontology annotation, cellular component: mitochondrion.